This is a messenger RNA of Salarias fasciatus (jewelled blenny), 2312 nucleotides long. It is a transcript of the gene boka, whose product is annotated as BCL2 family apoptosis regulator BOK a. Gene Ontology annotation, cellular component: mitochondrial outer membrane. Gene Ontology annotation, biological process: extrinsic apoptotic signaling pathway in absence of ligand; regulation of apoptotic process; intrinsic apoptotic signaling pathway in response to DNA damage. The transcript is spliced from 5 exons. Bases 245 to 880 code for a protein of 211 amino acids. NCBI's taxonomy places the organism in Eukaryota, Metazoa, Chordata, Actinopteri, Blenniiformes, Blenniidae. The record is from RefSeq and is a predicted model, not a curated record. Gene Ontology annotation, molecular function: BH domain binding.
CUCUCCGACUGCGCUCCGGAGCGCAUUUUUACGCAGAGCGGCAGUAAAUCUUUCCUCCACCAAAAAUCAGCGAUCACACACACUUGUCAGCCCAGUGACAAGACACAAUGCGGCAGGAUGACAGUGUGGCUGAGGCAUCACCAUAGCAUCUGAGGGUAAUCUCCAGAAGUGUUCCCAUCGCCCUGAGAUAGACAGAGGGGCAGGUCGGUGAGGGUGGGGGAGCCGAGCGGCGGAUGACAGGGGCAUGGAGAUGUUGCGGCGCUCGUCUGUGUUUGCAGCCGAAGUGUUUGACCGCUCGCCCACCGACAAGGAGCUGGUGUCCCAGGCCAAGGCGCUGUGCCGGGACUACAUACACUCCAGGCUGAACCGCGCCGGCAUGGCCGGAUACCCCAAGCCCGAGCACGGACUGGCCGCGUCAGGUGGAACGCUGGGAGACGUCUCAUCCGUGCUCCUGUGGUUGGGCGAUGAGUUGGAGUACCUUCGUCCCAAUGUGUAUCGUAACGUCGCACGUCAGCUGAACAUAACCGUGGCAUCGGAAAGCGUGGUGUCGGACGCUUUCCUGGCCGUGGCCGCAGAUAUCUUCUCCACAGGUGUGACGUGGGGAAAGGUGGUGUCGCUGUACGCUGUGGCAGGAGCCCUGGCGGUGGACUGCGUGCGUCAUGGCCAUCCAGCUAUGGUUCACACCAUUGUCGACUGCAUGGGGGAGUUCGUCCGCAAGAGUCUGGCUUCCUGGUUAAAAAGGAGAGGAGGCUGGGUGGAUGUCACUAAGUGUGUGGUGAACACCGACCCCAGCUUCCGCUCUCACUGGCUGGUGUCUGCCGUCUGCACUUUCGGACACUACCUGAAGGCCAUCGUGCUGUACCUCCUCAGGGAGAAGUGAAAGUGGAACUUACACAUUGAAUUGUGAGCGGACUGAGCAGCCACUGACACAACCAGCACCGCCACCACCACCACCACCACCACCUCCACCACCUCCACCAAAGCAUCAACUGCUCUGGAUCAUGUUUACACUCGUUUGCACUGAGCCUUCACUGACCUUUGUAUUUCACAGAAAAUGACCUCUCCUCGCUUCUCCUGGCUUAUAUUUAUUAGUCACGGUUAUAUUGUGGCACACUGUUUAUGUGAAUGUAUAAAAUCACCCUUUGAAGAUUUUUGUUUUUCCUGUUUCACUUUUUUUUCUUUUUUACAUAAGUGGUGCCUUUUUUUGUAGUGAUAUGGCUCCAUCUCCUGGGAACUCAUUGAAAUCACUUUUUACUUACAGGAGUGUUCCUGAAUCAGGCAUGUAUACACGUAAAUCAACAAAGCAGUAAAAACUCUAAUAAACAAACAUUUUAAAGAAAUUGAAAAAGAAUAAUGCAUGCUUGUUUCCAACUGAGGGACUGUUAAAAUAGUUUAAAACAAUUCUGAAAUAUUCUAGGCACUCAUGUGCUUUCAUUUUUGCUGUAGAAAGCACAAUUUAAUUUUGAAAAGAGUCGCAGGCUCUAUGGGAAGCUCUUCCAUCACUCAGUAAAUCACAGUUGCAGCAGUCUGUGCCAUUGUUCAAAAUCAGUUGUUUAUCACAGGAAUCAUGAUUGAUUAGCCUGACUUUAGCAUCCUUUUUUUGGGUUGUAGUUGGAAAACCUUUUCAAAAAUUCUAGAACCAGUGCUCUUGCUCUUGCAUGUCUAAAAAUGAGGAAACCUUUCAGUCAGUAUGGGGGGUACAUUGUGAGACUGUAGCCGUCCUGACGUGCAAAUUGGUCGUCCGACAAAAUACAACAAACAUGCAAGUAUAGUUACUUAUUGUGGGGUUUUAAUCUGAGUGGAGAAGCACAUGGAAUCUUUAACCUCGCUAUAUCGAGUUUAAUGCUGCAGUGAAAUGAGUGGGAAUCAACCUGCAGAGCAACAAACAGAGACAUGGCAGACACAAUAAACUAAAGAGAAACUAUCUCUCAAGCAACGCUCUUCUCUUCUGGCAGUGAUUCUCAAGCAUUAUACUCAGUCUAUUUCUCACCUUCCUUUUAAUGAAAAAAUAGCUAUUCAAUCAACAAGGACAAUACUUUCAAUACAGUCCCUUUCUUUGUGCGUCCUACAUUUUCUCAGGCUCUCCCCUCUUCCUCUUUGGGGCUGUUUUUUUACUUUACGGGGGUGGCAGUGUUGCAAUUGGCAGCCUCUUUUGUCUGACACUGACUUGCUGCACUUUGAUAACAUUUCAGUUUAUGAGUAGAAUUUAUUCUGUGAAUAAUUCAUCUUUUAUAUGGCACACAGCAUGAGGCGACCUGCAAGAGAAAUACCUUUGUGAGUCACCUUCAACUAUAAAUACAAAUAAAUCUUUC